Molecule: messenger RNA, 1041 nt
Organism: Onychostoma macrolepis
Lineage: Eukaryota; Metazoa; Chordata; Actinopteri; Cypriniformes; Cyprinidae
Gene: gchfr
Product: GTP cyclohydrolase I feedback regulator
Exons: 3
Coding region: 142-411 (89 amino acids)
Biological process (GO): negative regulation of biosynthetic process
Cellular component (GO): cytoplasm; nucleus
Molecular function (GO): GTP cyclohydrolase binding
Source: RefSeq, a predicted model, not a curated record
GAUUGGUGGAGCGCGGUGGGCGUUUCGCAUUCAGCUGCGAGCGCACACGUGAGCCAAGAGCAGCGCGGAGACAGACGCGACGCGACGCAUCCGAGACCCUCCUCGAUAUUCCGCUGGAAAGUUGCCCGUUCUGCCGCCGGCAUGCCGUACAUCCUCAUCAGCACACAGAUCAGACUGGAGACGGGGCCCACAAUGGUCGGUGAUGAAUAUUCAGAUCCAUCCAUCAUGAACUACCUCGGAGCCCGGAAAACAACCAUGCUGGGAAACAACUUCUCAGAGUAUCACGUGGACGAACCGCCGAGACUUGUCUUGGACAAACUGGAUAAGAUCGGGUUCAGAGUGGUCAGCAUGACAGGAGUCGGUCAGACGCUGGUCUGGUGUCUCCAUAAAGUGGCGAGUGACACGCUGUGACUCAGUGGCUCUUGUGUUGCAGGUAAACAUGGUAAAUGAGGUGAGGAAGGGUAUUCUAGUGUCAGCAGUAUGCCUAGUGAAGAGAUCUCACAAACUCUUAAUAAACAAAUGAAGUGACGGGAGAUGAAAUUACAGACUAUUAAAAUCUCAGAACAUGUACAGUAUUUGAAAUCUGUCUCAAUUAGCAAUAUCAUCAUCAAUGUGCUUUCUCUGAUUUAUGAUUUCUGGAUUUGUUUUUUUUUUUUAUAUGUCAGGAAAGGAGUUUUUGUUUUGUGAUUGUAGUAACAUAAAUGAGUUCAUUAAGGGACAUCAUAAGGAACAUUAUUGUUCUGUUAUGUUGCAUCUGUAGCAUUUCUAUAUCUCGACUUAAUGCUAUCUUGAAUAAAUGCUUUGCAAUGAAACAUCAGUUUUUAAAAUCCUGUUUUAGCUCAAAAUCAAUCACAUUCUUUGUUAUAUAGUUUUGAACAGUCUCAAGUUUGUUUACAGUGUAUGUAAACAUAUUUUGUCUGUACUGAAUCCUGACAUGUUAAUAAUGUUUCUUUAUGCUUGUGUGAGAAGCUGUACUUAAAAAUAAAGUAAAAUGAAGUAUGAUCUAUUCAAAAGGGUUUAAAAGUGCUGCGUGUUUGUGAU